UAGGCAAUUAAAAAUAAAAAAAAAUUUACGUGUCCCCAUUUUUCUCCUAUUAUUCACAAAAAAAUCUCUUCUUCCCUCUAUUUCUCUCCAGUUCUUUCUCUUUCUGUCUCUCUUUGGAUUUCGUUUCCUUCGAAAAUCAAAGAGCUCAAGCUUCUACGGUGAGACGUGACAUUGAGGAAGUUGAAUGAGUAUCAAGAGUGUUACAAUUGUUUUAUGAAAAUAAGUUAGGAAAAGAAAAACUAAGAUUCCUAGUUGUGCUUUAUGUGUGUGUUUGCUCUGAAGAUUGAUAGUGUUGAUGCAACUGCUGAUUAAGGUCAAUGAGGACGAGAUUUUCUAGAUUUAGGUGUUUAUGGAAGUAUUGAUUAUCCUUCCAAGCAUUUAAAGCUGUGGGUACAAAGAGUUUGGUAGUUUAGACAUUGCAGCAGUAUGGCUAUUGCUGGUCUACACAAUGUUUCUGUGCUCGAAAAUUCUUUUCCAAGAGAGUCUCAGUCUCAACCAUCAAGAUCAAGAAGGCGGGAAAAUGGUAGCACCCGGGCAUCCUCAAUCUUGCAGAUGUGGCGGGAACUGGAGGAUGAGCAUGUGGUGAGUCACGCUCAAGAGAGAGGAAGUAAAAGAAUGCUCCAAAAAAGGACUGAUGACCUGUCGAUGACUGAUUCUGACAGCCAAAAUGGCGAACAUAUUGUUGUUUCAGAGGAUAUGAGCACGAGUGUGAAUGAGUUUGGACAAUGGUCCCAAGAUCGAUUCAGGUCACGGAGUGGGAAUGCGGAUUCAAGUAAUUUUAAUUGUGAACACUCAUCUGAUUUGGGGGAAGUUGAAAGGGAAAGGGUAAGGCAAAUCUUUCGGGAGUGGAUGAACAGUGGUGGUAGGGAACGUACAUCUAAUGUUUCCCGUAGAAAUAACAGUUCAAGGGCCCAGUUGCUUGAUGAAACUGAGCAGGAGAGAAUCAGACCUAUAAGGGAGUGUGUGCAGAUGAACAGUCAGCAGAGAGGUGCUUGUAUUCAGAGUAGAGAAGAGCAAGCGGCUGAUGCUGGUGCCGGUAUUGAACAUGUUCUUGAUGGAUUGGAGAUUAACCAGAAUGAAGACCGAACUGAGCAUGUGCAUAGGGCCAUUCGGAAAUUAUGUGGCCGACAGGCGCUGCUUGAUAUGCUUAAAAAGGCUGCGGGAGAAAGGCAAACAGAGGUUCAGGGUUUGCUGGAGCUUCGGGCUGUAUCAAAUUUUGCCCAUCGCAAACGCAUUCAGUCAUUGUUGAGAGGUAGAUUCUUGAGAAAUGACAAAAGGGUUGCUGGUGACAAAUCUACCUCCAUAGCAGCCAGUGAAUUAGGCCUAUUAAGACAAAAACAGACCGUAUCUGGUCUAAGGGAAGGUUUUUUCUCCAGAUUGGAUAAUUCUGGUUGUGGUCCUGCAAGCAGUAAAUAUUGCGAUACACCAUCUAACUCUGACACUAAGGGUAACAGAACAGAACAAAACCAUGUUGAUGAUUCAAAUGAAGUCAUAGAUAUUUUAAAUGGACAAUCUGAACGUGAGAACAAGGAAACUGACAACCAGAGUGUUUUGGAUGGUAUAACUGAUUUAGUGGCUGAUGUUGUUGAAGAUGUAAGUUGGCAGGACCAAAGCGGAGAUGUUACUGGACAAGUCCUGGAUGGGGACUGGAAAGAAACUAAUGCUAGUGAGUCAUCCCUUGAACAGAAUGAAGCUCGAGAACAUUGUAACAUAAAAGAAGUUGGUGAAGCAUCUCAUGAACAUUUUCCCCAAGAUGGCGAGAGUGGGACCUUUGGGUUAAUUAAUGUCGUAGAAAAUUUAGAACAGAAUCUAGUUCAAUAUAUUGAUGGGCAAGAACCUGCUUCUCAAGUUGAACAACUGCAGGAGGAUGAUCAGGAAAAUGAAGACGCAAUGUGGCAGGAAGCUAGUGUUGAGUAUAAUGUAUCGAUGGAUGGUCAUAAUGAAGAAGCCUCUGGCAUGCACCAUGAAGAUGGUGGGAAUGACGAUGGUAGCUUGCUUGAGACAACACGGAAUUGGUUGCAAUGGUCUUAUGAUCAAGAACCCGGUGGGAGAGCAGACGCAUUUUAUUUUCCUGAAGAUAAUGUAGAGAGUAUGGAGCUCAGGGAACUGUUAGAUAGGAGAAGUGUCUCUACCCUUCUUCAUAGUGGUUUCCGUGAGAUUCUUGACCGGUUGAUGCAAUCAUUUAGGGAAAGGCGAAAUCAUCUCUAUAUUGACUUGGAGCUAAAUGAAACAUCUGCUACUCCUGCUUCAGUUGAACAAGAUGUCGAACAGCAAAGCAGGGCUCAGAGUGAGGGUCAGGGAGAUGCUGAGGUUCCUCCACUUGCUCUUCCUUCACCUAGGAUGCCAUACACUCCUGCUUCUGUAGAACAAUACAUAGAAUGGCAUACCAGGGACCGGAAUGAGGGUCAAGGGGAUGUCGAGGUUCCUCCACUUGCUCUUCCUUCACCCAGGAUGACAUAUAUGCAACCACUUUGGGACCAGGAUUCAUACCAUUAUAAUUGGGUUCCACAUGAUAUGCAUCAGCAGUUUGGAAUUGAGUGGGAUAUCAUUAAUGAUUUGAGGUUGGACAUGGCAAGACUGCAGCAAAGGAUGAAUGGCAUGCAGAGGAUGCUUGGGGCCUGCAUGGAAAUGCAACUCGACUUACAGCGAUCAAUAAGACAAGAAGUCUCUGCUGCCCUCAAUCGUUCAGCUGGUUCACGAGGGAUGAUUGAUGACAGCUCGUCCAAGGAUGCCCACAAUUGGGAUAAUGUCAGGAAAGGGCUCUGUUGUAUAUGCUCCAAAGGCAAUAUCGAUUCACUACUAUACAGAUGUGGGCACAUGUGCGCUUGCUUUAAAUGUGGCAAUGAAUUGGUCCAAAGUGGAGCCAAGUGUCCAAUGUGUCGUGCACCGGUAAUUGAGGUCGUCCGUGCUUACUCAAUCCAAUAAAAAGAACAAAAGAAAAAGAAACAAUUAUAGAAUCUCUCAUCAGCUUUUGCUUCAGGAUCACUCCAGGUUGUACAUUUUUAUUAGAAUUUGUCCAUGGUGAAAGCUCCUGCUGCCCAAGUCCAACUGUCAAGACCGUUUUGUGAAAAAAAAAUGUUACAACUAUUGAAAACGUAUAAUAAGAUGUAAUUGUAUGUUUUAAAAAAUUUUGAUUUUUUUUUGGUAUGGUUAUAGCGGUUAAUUUGUGUCUGUUAAUAUGUGCCGAAAUCUUAUCAUGUGUCCUCAUAAAUGUCCAUCAAUUGGAGAGGAGGAUUUAUCAUUA
Messenger RNA from Gossypium raimondii (Peruvian cotton), 3244 nucleotides. RefSeq lists its product as uncharacterized. The transcript has 9 exons. The record is from RefSeq and is a predicted model, not a curated record. The coding region runs from base 427 to 2925 and encodes 832 amino acids. Lineage: Eukaryota; Viridiplantae; Streptophyta; Magnoliopsida; Malvales; Malvaceae.